CUUACUGGUCGAUUCUUUAACGGCUCUGACCGAAGAACUGGUUUAGAUGAAAUGUAAUGCCUGCGGCCUGAGGGAGAUCACGAAAUUUAAAGCUCCUCUCCUGCCCAGCUUCUGGUCUCAGUGACGAUGAAUUGUGGCCAACAUGAGGGUGUACUGUGCUUUACUGUUUCUUGCGUGUUUUUUGCAGGGGGCCACGUGGGGCUUCGCUGCAAUCAGAGCUUCCAAUGGAAAGAAUCAAGAGAAUCAUAAAGACUCCAAUGUGAAUUCUAGAGAAAAAAGUGCAGAAUACUGGCACGAUGUAGCCCAGAGUUUCCUACAAAAGGCAAAAUUGAAAAAACCCAUCACAAAUGUUGCCAAGAACGUCAUCCUUUUUUUGGGCGAUGGCAUGUCUGUUCCAACUGUGACAGCAGCUAGAAUAUAUGCUGGAGGUGAAUCAUAUCAACUUUCAUUCGAGAAAUUUCCCUACACAGCUGUAUCCAAGACGUAUAACUUGGACAGAAUGGUUUCUGAAUCAGCAUCUACUGCAACUUCCUACCUAGGUGGUGUAAAAGCAAACAGGUAUACGUCUGGACUUACAGGUGCAGUAAAUAUAAGUGAUUGUGAAGGUUCCUUAUUACCAGAAAACCACGUACCUUCGAUAGCCGAUUGGUCGCAGAAAGCUAACAAAUGGACAGGUCUUGUUACCACCACAAGAGUUACUCAUGCUUCUCCUGCAGGCUUAUUCUCACAUACUGCACAUAAGGACUGGGAAUCAGAUGCAGACUUGGUGAAACACAAGAAAGAUCCUGCUCAUUGUCCAGACAUAGGAAGGCAAUUGAUUGAGAGCAAAGUAGGUUCAAAUUUCCACGUCAUAAUGGGAGGUGGACGAAAUAAAUUGUUACCAAAGGAAGUUACCGAUGAUGAAGGAAAGGCUGGUAAACGAUUGGAUGGAAGAAAUUUGAUAGAGGAGUGGAAGAAGAAGAAAAUGGAGGAAGAGAAGAAAUUUGAGUAUAUUUGGAAUAGAAAACAGUUAAUGGAACUGAAUGAAACAACUGAUUAUUUGCUAGGUCUUUUCGAAAACGACAUGUGCAAAUACCACGUUGACAGAGAUCCAGAGAUGGACCCCACUCUUGAAGAAAUGACUGAAGCAGCCAUCAAACUCCUCAGUAAAAGUCCAAAUGGCUAUUUCCUCUUCGUGGAAGGAGGAAUGAUCGAUCAGGCGCAUCACUUCAAUUUGGCCGGAAAGGCACUAGACGAGACUGUCGAAUUUUCCAAGGCUAUAAGACGUGCUACCCAAUUGACAAAUGAAAAGGAUACCCUGAUAGUGGUGACAGCCGACCAUGCUCAUACCAUGAUAAUAGGGGGCUAUCCCAAAAGGGGAGAAAACAUUCUUUCAUUGACGAAUUUCACUGAUGUGUUUCCAAUGGGGGGACCUGUUCCUGUUCUGAGUUAUGCCAAUGGACCUGGGUAUAAAAUGACGAACAAUGGAACACUUUACAAUUUCACUGCUGAUAAAAUAGACAUGGACUACAAAUAUCCAGUAUUGUAUAAGACAGUCGUGGAGACGCAUGGUGGAGACGAUGUCCUCAUCUACGCAAGAGGUCCCUGGUCCCAUUUAUUCCAGGGUGUUAUGGAACAGAAUGCCAUUCCCCAUUUAAUGGCUUAUGCUUCAUGUGUUGGAAGCAAGAGUACGGCAUGCAAAGAUGGUUUCACACCAAAUUCGUCUAUAAGGAUUCCCGGCAGUAUCAUGACAAUUAUUACCACACAGUUUUUAAUUCUUUCGACAUAUUGGAUUGGCAAAUUAUGAUCUGAUAAUUUAUGAUAAUAUUGACUUCUCCAUUUAUGAGAUUCAAUAAUGACAGAGGGGGUUGAAAAAGAGAAUGAUUUAUUUUUGAUGGAAUUUCGAAGAUGGCUAGAAAUCUCAAAGUAUAACCUCCAGAAAAAUUUUCCAGGGAAUAUCAAAUUUUGUCAUUCUUUAUGAAUAUAAAUAUAUCUGUAUAUAGUAGAAACCAUAUCCCAUCCCAUUUUAUCAAAUAUCGAUUAAUCAUUGGAAAGAAUUGGAGCACCUUUGGGUGGAUAUUAGACAAUCUUUAAAUUCAAAUGAAAAAAUGUUUCCAACUGUGCUCAAAGGUGGUUUGAAAUAAAUGAUUGAUU
Coccinella septempunctata (seven-spotted ladybird) is the source of this 2133-nucleotide messenger RNA. Its product is annotated as alkaline phosphatase-like. The coding region runs from base 143 to 1786 and encodes 547 amino acids. The record is from RefSeq and is a predicted model, not a curated record. Gene Ontology annotation, biological process: dephosphorylation. The transcript is spliced from 7 exons. Gene Ontology annotation, molecular function: alkaline phosphatase activity. Lineage: Eukaryota; Metazoa; Arthropoda; Insecta; Coleoptera; Coccinellidae.